AUGGUCGUCGAGAUUGCAAAGGAGGUCGUCCCCUCCAUCGCCAUUAUUGGUGGGGGCCCAUCAGGCCUGGGCCUCGCUGCAUUGUUAGAGGCGUAUGGUGUCAAAGACUACGUUGUGUAUGAGCGGAGCGAUCGAGAAACAAAACCACGUGGAGCAUGCCUCGACUUGCAUCCUGGAAGUGGACAAAAGGUGUUCAAGGAGGUCGGAGCUUUCGACGAGCUGAGGGAAGUAGGCCGCUGGGGCGAAGAAACGAUCCAUUAUAUCUGCAACACCAAGUUAGAUCGAUUAUUCGAGUUUGGUGAAGGACGUGACGCCCCUGAGGUCGAUAGGUACGAUAUGAGGCGUAUUUUGCUGGGUGUGAUCCCAGACGAGAAAGUCCGUUGGCGGUGCGGUGUGGAGAGCUCGAAAAGGGAUGAGAAUGGACAAAUUGUGCUCAAACUCACGAAUGGAAGGAGCGUAUCAGGCUUCAAGUUGAUCAUCGGAGCUGAUGGCGCCUAUAGUCAGAUUAGACAUCUUGUCACACCAGCUAAACUAAGAUACACAGGACAUACAAUUUUCACCACACAGGUCAGCCCGGGCAAUCCACAUUACAAACGUACCGAAGAGACUUUUACUAGAUCUAACAUGGCAAUAUGCGGCAAUUCAAAUCUUAUUUGGAGCGCUCCUCAAGGGGCAGGGAUUUUUCGCUGGGACCUCUGUAUUCCAGUCCCUGAAGAUUUCGAAAGAGAUCUGAGCAACGCGGAGGACAACAAGAAAUUUUUCCUCCAGGACAAAUAUUUUGGAUCCUUUGACCCGGAGAUUCAAGAAGUCAUCAAGCACAGCGAAGGUGACUGGAGGCCAUGGAAACUUUACAUCAUGCCCUCGGACUGCUUCAACUGGAAGUCACAGGCUGAUGUCACGUUGAUUGGGGAUGCGGCACAUGCAACGACGCCAUGGGUAGGAGAUGGCGUCAAUUGUGCGAUGCGGGAUUCGCUGGUCCUGGCGAAGUUGUUACAGGAGCACGGGAUCUCGAAGCAGACUGUGGAAGCAUAUGAGCAGCAAAUGUUCGUCUGGGCAGAAGACCUGAUUCGAAGAAGUAAUUUCAGUGGUGAAAUGUUUCUCGACGAGCAGAACCCAACACGGCUGGUAGAGUUCAUGAAGACAUCGAUGCAUACCUUACUUGGGCAUACAGACAAUGUAUGA
Exophiala bonariae is the source of this 1182-nucleotide messenger RNA. RefSeq lists its product as uncharacterized. The transcript is spliced from 2 exons. Lineage: Eukaryota; Fungi; Ascomycota; Eurotiomycetes; Chaetothyriales; Herpotrichiellaceae. Gene Ontology annotation, molecular function: FAD binding. Bases 1 to 1182 code for a protein of 393 amino acids. The record is from RefSeq and is a predicted model, not a curated record.